AUGGAGGCCCUCCCCGAGGCCGCGGCGGGCCCCGCCGCGCCGCCGCUGGAGGGGCGGCGCACCCUGCGCUUCGAGGACGUCAGCGAGGCCAUGGACGAGCUGGAGCAGGAGAACGACCAGCUCCGGGAGGAGGUCGAGCGGCUCCUGUCCACGCAGGGGAGGCGGCCGAGCCAGGGCAGCCGCCGGGCGAGUUCGGACUUGCUGGAGGACGGGCCGAGGCAGCGGUGGUCCCGGGCGGUGUCCGCGGUGUGCAGCCGGAGGAGCUCCUUUGCGGCGGCCUCCUGCCGAGGCAGCGCCGAGCUGGACGGCCAGCUCGACGCCGCGCUGGUGGAGAACCACGAGCUCAGCGACCGCCUCCGCAGCCUGGAGCGCGAGCGGCAGCGGGACAGGGAGGCGCAGGCGUGCCACGAGGCGGCGGUGGCCGAGCUCUCCGCCAGGGUGCGCCAGCUGGAGCGGGAGAACCUCGAUCUGGAGGCGCGCAACGAGGAGCUGGAGACGCGCCACGCGGCGAGCAGCGACGGCCUCGAGGGCUCGGGCUCGGACGGGGCCGCGCCCGCGAGGCGCGGCACGCCGCGGGGCGCUGGCCGGGGCGCCCCCGCCGCGGGCGCGCGCGCCCGGCGCAGCACGCAGCGCAGUGCCGGCCGGAGCUCCGUCGCGACGUGCCGCCCGGAGGACGAGCUGAGGCCGAGCCUGCUCCGGGCGGAGACCAGAUCGCCGAGCUGGAGGCCGAGCUCGCAGAGGCGCGGGCGGAGCAGGGGCAGCUGUUGGGCCGCGCGCAGCAGCUCGAAGCCGAGUGCGAGGAGCUGGGCGUGCUGCUGGAGCAGCAGCGCAAGGCCACGGACCACAGCCGGCGCGAGGCGGAGAUGCUCCAGGCGGAGCUGCUCCCUUUGCGGCUGCCCGCCGGCAGUGGGGCCGAGCCCCGGCAGGGCUGGAGCCUGCUGCGCCAGCUCCUGCACGCGGCCGACCCGGCCGCGGACGCCUCGUCCUCAGGACGGGGCGACCUGUGCGGAGCCCCUGGGCGCAGAGGGCCAGUCCGGGCGCAGCACGGCGGCCAGCGCGGCCGGGGAGGGCGGCGGCCCCCGCGGCAGCACGGGCAGCACCGGGAGCUCCGGCUGCGACGGCGGCGCGCAGGCGGAGCUGCUGGCCCUGCGGCAGGAGUGCGGGCGGCUGCGGGAGGAGGCGGCCGAGGCCCGCGGGGACGCGGCCAGGGUCCCCGAGCUGCUCUCGGACAUCAUCGGCCUCCAGGACGACGAGCUGGCGGCCGCCCAGGCGACCGUCCGGGAGCUGGAGGCCCAGGCGCGCCCGGACCUGCUCACCCGCUGGUUCGACAGCAUCGCGUGUGCGGGGGCGCGGCCCUCGCCUGGGCCCGCGGCCAUGCCGGCGCCCCCGAGCUGA
Prorocentrum cordatum is the source of this 1395-nucleotide messenger RNA. The record is from the annotation of a GenBank genome assembly. NCBI's taxonomy places the organism in Eukaryota, Dinophyceae, Prorocentrales, Prorocentraceae.